Molecule: messenger RNA, 1399 nt
Organism: Odocoileus virginianus texanus
Lineage: Eukaryota; Metazoa; Chordata; Mammalia; Artiodactyla; Cervidae
Gene: RTP3
Product: receptor transporter protein 3
Biological process (GO): protein insertion into membrane; protein targeting to membrane; detection of chemical stimulus involved in sensory perception of bitter taste
Cellular component (GO): cytoplasm
Molecular function (GO): olfactory receptor binding
Source: RefSeq, a predicted model, not a curated record
UGGAGAUAUAAAGGUGUGUUCCCACUUAAAGGUGCGCAAACAGCAGAGUCAGGUUGAGCCUCGCCCCUCCGGAUGGAGUCCAGGGCAAUUCCUUUGGUAAUGUUUCGCUGGACGAAGCCACACAUUCCGCCUCUUUUAAAAUCCCCCGUGGAUCCACGUCCUGUACUUGAAACUGAGCCAGAAUCAACUGACCUUUGUCCCUGAGGCAAAGAUCUGGUUCAGGAGCCCGGUCCAGGGACAUAAGGAGAGAGUGGAUCUGAGCUCUUCUAAAGUAGGAAACCUCACCUCGCACUCCAGAUCCGUCAGAGCCGGGGAGACACCACCACACCCAGCUCACUGCGACAGCAGAGAUGGAUCUGGACAUGAAGGUGUGGAAGAGAGUGUUCCAGGAAUUAAUUCGGGAGGUGAAGCCGUGGCACACAUGGCAACUCACACUGGACAAAAGCCUUCUUCCUAACAUCCUGAAGCCAGGGUGGGCACAAUACCAGCAGUGGACCUUCGCCUGGUUCCAGUGCUCCCUGUGCUCUCGAAAUUGGGCCUCCGCCCAAGUUCAGGUCCUUUUCCACAUGCACUGGAGUAAGGGGGAAUCCAGGGGGCAGGUGAAGAUGAGAGUCUUUGCCCAGAGAUGUCAGAAGUGCUCCCAGCCUUCGUUUGAGGUUCCCCAGUUCACAGAAGAGAACAUCUCAAGGAUCCUGAACAACCUGGUGUUGCAAAUUCUGAAGAAAUGCUAUAGAGAAGGAAUUAAGUUCGUGAAGAGUCCUAUGAUCAAGGACGCUGCUCUCAAAGGGCCACAUAACAGUGACAACUGUGAGGCUUGUCUGCAGGGCUUUUGUGUCCAGAAUGAUGUAGGUCUGGCCGUGCAGUCCCCUAUAGCCCUGUCAUUUCCCACAAUAAGCUCACCCACCCUCGGGAUCACUGCUGAAAUGCCUUCUCCCAUGAGUGGGAGCACCAGAGGGGAGGCAGUGAAGAAAAAGAAGGUAUUACCCAGAUCGUGGUUUCCUGAGCCCACACCAGCUGAGAGCCUCCCUACUGCCUGGAGCCCAAGAACAAACACCAGUUUCCAGAGGGAGAGAAGAGACCAUGAUUCCUCCUGCGAUCAGAGCUUCUAUUCCCAUCCAGCCCAGCAUCCCAGGAGCACAGGCCUGCGUUGCUGCUGUUUUAUCCUAAUUUUAAUUGUAAUUAUAAUCAUCCUCAUAACUGUAAUUGUGGUAAAAGUCACUAUCUGAGCCUCAAAAGCUUGAUCAGUGAGUUUAAAAAAUCAGACAGUCAUCUACUGUAUAAUCCCACUGAUGCAAAAUAUUCAGGUUAGGUAAAUCUAGAGACAGGAAGUAGACUUGGGGAUGCCAAUCAAAGGAUGGGGAAAAAGGUGGGAGGGGGGUUCAGGAUGGGGAACACAUGU